AUGGACUAUCUUGUUCAGGGAUUCAAACCAGCUCCAAGAGAAACGGGAGGCACUUCAAUAAACAUUACACCAAGCUCUUCAAGAAAUCCAAGUCCACCAUCUUCAUAUUUUGCGAGUCCAAUUCCUUCGUCGUGCCAACUUAGUCCGUCGUCAUCUUCCUUUCCGAGCCCAUCCUGGCUCGAUGCUAACACGUCAUUACCCUCAUUUGCAUUCCUACAUAAUUCCAUCUCUUCAUCACUUCCACCUCUCCAAAUAUCAAAUAGUGCUCCCGUAACCCCACCUCUCUCAUCCCCGACUAGACUCCCUAACCAAUCUUUCAAUUUUGAGUCUCUUACUAAAGAAUCCAUGGCUGCCUUGAAUAUCCCAUUCUUGGCUUCAUCAGCACCGGUAAGCCCUACUCGCUGGCGGCGUUUGCAUCCAGCCACUAUAACUGAAUGUGACAAGUCCAACCCAUCUACUACUGCAGCCACUGUAACUGAAUGUGAUAAGUCCAACCCAUCUACUACUGCUUUGCCCCAAUGGAUGAACUUCCGAGCAUAUGGAAAUGCAUCUGAUGUGGUUCCACCAUCUCCAACAUUCAAUCUUGUGAGACAAAUGGCUCAACGAGUUCCUCCCAAGGAUGCAAUGCAGGAGAAGGAGACGGGUACGCAAUUUGACUUCGAGAAAGUGGCGGGGAAGCCAUGGGAAGGGGAGAGGAUCCAUGACGUGGGAUUAGAUGAUCUUGAGUUCACACUGGGAAGAGGAAGCACUCAGAAUUAAGUGAUUUAUCCAUUAUCAUACUGUAAUCAAGAAUCAUCAUCUUCAUCGUAGAAUGGGAAUACUUUGUACACACCUAUAACGAUUUUAUAGACAUUUUCCGAAGUGAGAAGUCUUCUGAUACAUUCAUGUUUUGAUCUUGUUUCUAGAACAAAUACUUAUUGUCGCUAAUAGGCAGAAGCAGGGGGACAAAUAUUAAAAUCAAAUAACAAAUGUAAUUUCUCUAAUAGAUGACAAAUGUAGAAUCAUUUAAUAGUUACAUCAAUAUUAGUCAUAGUGCAGACAUAUACACCAAUCCAAUUCCUAAAAAGAAUUUACAACGCUGAACGAAGAAAACAUAAAUCAGUAACACUGCAAAACAUUCAGUUACCAUACCAGCACACGAGCAACACUAAAUGUGGAUCCUAGAACAACAAGAGACAACGGUGUUUUAGUAGUUAGAUUAAAAUGGCAUACAGAAGUUGGCUCUAAAUUAUACCUAGACUCGAUUUCUCCUCCGAACUGAGCUCCAAAUUGUGAGGACUGGUAAGUUACAGCAUGUUUGGCAGGUGAUACUUGACAAUACUGGAUUGUAGUAA
Molecule: messenger RNA, 1334 nt
Organism: Olea europaea var. sylvestris
Lineage: Eukaryota; Viridiplantae; Streptophyta; Magnoliopsida; Lamiales; Oleaceae
Product: protein BRASSINAZOLE-RESISTANT 1-like
Exons: 2
Coding region: 1-759 (252 amino acids)
Biological process (GO): brassinosteroid mediated signaling pathway; DNA-templated transcription
Molecular function (GO): DNA-binding transcription factor activity
Source: RefSeq, a predicted model, not a curated record